Messenger RNA from Choloepus didactylus (southern two-toed sloth), 6570 nucleotides. RefSeq names its product basic proline-rich protein-like. The transcript is spliced from 6 exons. Lineage: Eukaryota; Metazoa; Chordata; Mammalia; Pilosa; Megalonychidae. The coding region runs from base 742 to 1737 and encodes 331 amino acids. The record is from RefSeq and is a predicted model, not a curated record.
CUUGCUUGCUUGCGUUUCUAGGAUACGGUUUCUGUCAGUAUAAGGCACCAGCGCACACAGGUGGGGGCUGCUUGCUGAACUCCCUGCGCGGAGUGACAGUAAGCAGUUGCCGGCGGCUAAAUAAAAGGCUCUUUAAAUUCUGUUUGGCUGUCUCGUACUUUAACUCGCGGGCACCGUAACAUUUGGAGGCCCCAGCGAGAUCUCCUUGGCAUUUGCUGAGGCUCAUCGGUCGAGACAAAGGUCUGACUACCAGCCCUCCGCCGGGGGGGCGCGCGCUGAGAGACGUUCCUCAGCCCCGGCGGAGAACCGAGUGGUCAAGCCUCGAAAUUCAAAAAUCCGCCUCUGGAGCCAUCUGGACAUGGGCCCACAACGCCUCUGACCUUGGAGGAUCCUUUUGUACUUUCGAGAAACGGCAGACCACUGUUGGGGAGUGUUGGCCAGAGCCCCACUGAACAGCGUAUUUGAGCAUCAGAACCAGCCAGGCCGGUCAGAGCAGCAUCCACAGCAGCUGGGGACCAGCAGGAUGCCCCAGGGGCGAGCGGCGCUGUGGGGUCCUCUCCUCUGCAGUUGGGAGAACGUCUCACUGCCCGUGAGGCCUGCGAGGAGCCCGUGUUGGCUGAGGGCGCGGCACAGCGUCCAGGGGACAGUGACCCUGCUGCCACGUCGGCCACGAGCUGGUCCGUCCACAGCCACAGACCCAGGCGGGUGGCCCCGCUCUGGGAGGACACGUCUGCAGGGUCCAUGGUCUCCGUCCACUUGUCUGAGGACCCAUGGACUCGUCCAGCCCCAGGGAGACCCCCAGGCCCCGGACAUGAUGGGGACAACCGGCCCUCCAGGGAUGCAGAGGGGCCUCUGCAGGGCCUGGGGGUGACAUGGGAGCAGGUUCACUCUGACCUGCAGAGACAGCUGCUCGCCUGUGGCCACCCCUCUGGGGUCUCACAACACUUGGGUGCCCGGAACCCUCCACUCCCGGAGGGGGCCCAGGGGGGUUUGUCCCGAGUAGGAAGCUGCCGGGGCCUCCCUCCCAGGCCCAGAAGCAGGGGCAGGAGCAGCACAGACCUCUGCCGCCAGUCGGGGCCUGGGGGGGCUUCUCCCCAGACCUGCGCUUUGCAGCCCGGCUGGUGGCGGGGCCAUCCGGAGGCGCUGACCGAGGUGCUGGUUUCUGCCCAGCAGGUGAGUCCCUGCCCGGGUGGCUCUCCCCUUUCGAGGACACUCCCAAGACUGGGGGAUUUGUGGGGUGCUGAGAACCUGCCCCUCCACCACCUCCCCGGGAGCUGCCUCUUGCCUGCUGCCCUGCAGGAGCCGGGGGGGAUCGGGGUCAUGGGUUUGGGGGAGAAAAAGGCGCCAAAGCCCCUGACAGCAUGGAGGGGAGGGGACCCUCCUGACUCCCACUGGGGAGGCAGCACCAGGCUGGGGUCAAGGCCACCAGGCAAGGAUGCCCCCUGCCCUCCCUGUCCCCUCUCACCCCACCGCAACCCACCGCCCCCUCCUCUCUCACCUGCUUCCCCCUCCGCUGUGUUCAAACCUGCCCAGGAAGGGCAGCCUCGUCCUGCGGAAUCACAGGCCAGCCCCACUGCCGUCUUCCCGGGCCCCUCACCUGGGGGUGGCCCCUGCUCCCAGCAGUGCCGGGGGCCUCAGUCCCACCCUGUCCCUGCUCUCGUCCCCUUUGCCGUGUCACCCCCGCCUCCUGCCCCAUCUGCUGCCCCCCCAGUGGCUACAUCCAUGUGGCCAGCGUGACCUUGGAAAGGACCCCAGCCUGGAGCCCCCUGCCCUGCAGCCAGUGAGUCCGGUGGAGUGGGAGUCACCACCGGGCCCUCGGCCACAGAGCAGAGACCCCUCACCCACCCCCCCUUGCCGUCAUACUGACCCUAACUGCAGCCCAGGGGUCCUCCCCGAGAUGCUCCCGGCCAGCCCCUGGCCCCACGGCAGCCUGCUCUCCUCAGGCCAGGAGCCCCGAGCUCCCCUGGAGAAGGGGCCACCCCAAGGGACCUCAGCUCCCACCCUGAGGCAGGGACCCCAAUGCCCACAGUGGGUGCCCCCGAGGCGCCACUUCUGCAGACGGAGGGCCUUGUGCCCUGCAGGAUCAGCCCCCUGGGACCUGCAGAGACCUGCUCCUUCACUGGCCAAGGGCGAGUUGGUGCCACACCAAAUCCCUCGGGCUGCACGUUGGCAAUUCCUGCAGCCAGUCAGGACGGCCCCGGGCAGCUGGGAGAAAUGGCACCGGAAUCUCCAGGCUGGAACCAGCCGGGCUUGAUGCCUGGAUCGGGGCCGGCUAACCCUGGCCCGAGGCUGCCCCCCGCCAGCUUCUGCAAAUAGAGGCUCACAGGCACGCACGCCCGGGGCUUCCCUGCUGCCCUGCGGAGCCACUGCUUGGAAAGAGACUUCGUGUCCUGGAAGGCAUCCAGUGAGGGCUUCAUGGGCUCGUCCUGCAGCCAAAGGAACCGCAGGAACUAACUCUGGUCUAACUGCUGACGACACUCUCAAGACAACCUGGAAAGCAGCACCUGCCGGUGGCUGGGAUGUGACAUCACAGAUACAGGUUCCAGUCCUGCUCCCCCGUCCUUCCCCUAAGGGGCUGCUGAGGAGGAAAAACCACCCCCACGGCCACCCCCAGGUCCCCAUCCCCUCUGCUGGUCUGUGUCCCUGCCCAGGACAAACAGGCUCGGGGGCAUCGGCGUCAGAGGCGGUUCUCAGUGUCUGUGAUGACACUGGCUAAGGGGUGCCCCCUGCACUUGCACCUGCCCAGGUGACCCCACGUGCCCGCUCCUGGCCAGCCUCAGCGCCCACUGCCCACUCUCGGGGGGCGGCUCCAGCCCCGUGUCCUUCCAGCCUGUCCUGGCUGCUUGGCUGGGUGCCCACUGCCUGGAAACCCCCAUCCAGAGUGAGUGCCCCUGCCCCAGAGCUGCCCCGGAUCCCCUGACACAAGCCCAAAUCCCACACUGAGCCCCCCACUUGCUCUUUGGAGGCCUCUGUCUGUCUGCCAUUUCCCCAAAGAGGGGCAAAGCUCCUGGCUGCUUCCACAAGAAGCUGGAUGGGUGGGGGCAGAGCUGCACCCCCAGGUCCUGGUGCCGGUGCCCGCAGCUCCACCUCGUGAGAAGCAUGCCAGGGGCCCGGGGUAUCGCUGCUCCUCCUGAUGGUGGUUUAGCCUCAGCCUGGAGCGAGUCCCCUGGGGAUGUGGGAGCAGGACAGAGCCACGGCACAGCCUCGUCAGGAAGAGCCCGGGCCCCUCAGCCCAAACCAGCCCAGGCCUUCUGGAGUCUCCUUGUGACUUGAAAGGUGAAAUCCCUGCAAGUGACCCAGAGGGCCUGUCCCGCCAGCCAGGCUCACCUGCCCAAAGCCCUGAGACCCAGACAAGCUGGUCCCAUCAGGAGGAGCCACAUGGAUCCCCAUGUCUAUAGGAGACCCCUGCCCACCCCAGAAGCUCGAAGCUACUUCCACUCUAGCUCCCCCGGCUGCAGUGAACUUGGGUACCCGAACAAAAUGCAGGCUGCAGACUCGACCCGGAUCUGUCCUUCAUGGGCCACAGACCCAGGCUGAGAGCACGGGGUCCCCGAGGGGAGACUGCGUGGGUGACCAUGUCACCCAUGGACCCAGGCUGAGUGUACUGGGUUGGGGGGGAUCCCCGAGUGGAGCCCGCUGGGGCAGCAGCACAAGGCCUCCUGCUCUCUCGUCCCCCCGCCCACCCUCCAGGCCCUGCCGGAAUCUGGGCCCCUGCUGGCCACUCUCCCUCCUGUGACGAGAGGCUGCCCGUGGUCCUGAGAAUGUCUCUGCCUGCGGCAGUUCCAGAAGCCCCCCAGACUGAUGCCCGAGAUGGCCUCAGGCCGGGGCCCCCUUCCCGCCUCCUGACCCUCCAGGUGCCGACGCCACCCACCGAGCCCGGGAGCGCGCUGUGCCCUCCGCCCCACCCCGCCCCAGGCUGGCCCCGACAGACGAGGCCGGAGUGCCAGCCCCCCAACCUGUGCCCUCUGCGGCUGCCAUGGUGGGGGCAGGACGGGGAGUGGGGAGCAGCCUGGCCUGGGCCGGACUCGCCCUCGGGGGUGGCCGGGGCCUCGGAGACUGGGGGUCCGCUCUGCUGCCGUAGCCGUGCCUGCCUGACACCCACGUGUCCUGGGACCCUGCACCUCCUUCCCGGCCACACGCACAGGCGUCUGCGCCGCCCUCAGUGCGCAGAGCCGGGUGCUGCCGGGUGACACCAGCAGCCCCCGGCGCCCGGGCCUCCACCUGGGGCUGUGGGCGGGAAGGGCGGCCAGCAGGCCCUCAGCUGCAGGGGGAAGGUGGGCGCAGGUGCACCCCCACUUGGACCAGCAGUGCCUCCCGCCCGAGCACAGCGGGGUCGGCCCAGGAUCGGGAGCCCCAGAGCCAUCAGGGCCGGCCCCACACAUGGGAGAACCACAGACUAUCGAGCAGCAGCUGUCUGCACCCCUACCCCAAAACCAGCACCUGCUCCAAUAAGCCAGGCCUGGCCCAGGCCAGGGGUCCAAGGAGAGGCUGGGGGGCUGGGGAUCGCCCUGGGAUGGCCUGAAAGAGCAGCUGUGGCCCUAGGAUCCAGGCACCCUGGGUAGGAGGACAGCCCCCAUCAGGUCCGAGCCUCCCACCCCCCACCCCACCCCUGCUCCCGGUGCUCCCAGCCCCUCUGGAGCUGCCUCCGCACGUGCCUGUGGCUUCCUGGGGGCGGUCUGCUCCACGGGGGUCGGGUGCAGGGGAAGUGGCCCCCAGCCUCACCAUCCCUCGGCCCCUCAGCUGCCCUGAGAGCCCCUGCCCCCACCUCCCUGUGAGAGCUGGCUCCUGGAGCCCACCCGAAUGCAGAGGGGCAGGCUUCUGCCGGGGCCUGUGGCCCAGGGCCAGGAAGGGGCUUAGGGUCCUGGGGGGGCCGUGGGCCCACCUGGGAGUCUGUUCCCUGGCGGGUGGCAGCAAUGGGCCAUGACCUUGAGAACUCGCAGCCGCCCUCCAGCAGAGAGGAGGUCAGGGAAGGUGCCUCUUCCCCUUCUCGGCAACCCGAGAAGAGCAAGGAGAGCCGGGAACUGGCACACGACGCCCUCCCACAGGACCCCCGGGGCGCAUGCCAUCAAGGUGCUGCGGGGUGGGCGGGCAGAGCGAGGGCACGGGCAGGCGCCUGGGGUCACCAACGAGGACCAGGGCCAUCAGUGCGCAGAACCCCGAGUGAGCUGGUCGCCUGAGGACCCAGCACGGAGGGUGGUGUAGGGGGGCUCUGAAGGCAGGGCAGUGGACCCCCCUUUAUCACAGGUGCCCGCCCCUGCCCUGCUGGAGACCGUCUCCCGGCGGCUGGCGGCCACUGCCACCCUCUUCUGCAUUCUCCCCGGGGCGCAGCUGAGAAGGCGUCCCCAGCGCCCUAAGAGAAGUUUCUUUUUCCUGCCCUGAGGCUUGAUCGGCCCCCCUCGCACCUGACACCUGCGGACGGAUUCCUGGCAGCUGCACCGAGAGCCUGGAGGCCCCCAGGAAGGGGCAGAGGGUCCCAGCUGAGCACAGGAGAUGAAGCAAAGUCUCCCUGCUAUGGCCUUGUUGCAGCCCCUUCUGCCCCGGACCACCGCAGCCCGGCCGCACCCCCGGAGGGGCAGGAAGAGCCUUCCUGGAGAAGCUGAGGAGCCCCGGAGCAGACUCAGCACACCGAGGUCCCGGCCAGCUGCCUUCUCACCACACGUGGACGCCACGGCGUCUGUCAGCCCCCGAAGACAGCCAAAGAUCACCAGUACUCGGGGGUCUUCAACAGGGAAGAAAGGACCAGAAAGAAGGAAAAGGACCCAGAUGACGAAGGGAGCCAGGGGGACUUGGAAAAAUAACUGCGUUAUCCUCGGAGAGAUCUGAGAGGACCCUGCACGGGCAGAGCAGAGGCAGGGGCUGUUUUUAAGAAGCAGUCACCGAACACCGAGAAAGAGCUCCUGCAUAAUCAUCAAAAUAAGGAAUCGAUAGAGAGUUUGAAAAUAAAGAUCAGGAGAUACCACCAGAAGGUAGAACAAGACUUCAAAGGGACGGACAGCAGGAAACAAAAAAAAAAAGAUCCGUCCAGGAGCCCCAGUCUCGGAUGAACUGGAGUCCCGGAAAGAACGAGAUCGAUGGGAGGGAGGUUAUCGCAGAAGGAAGACAAGCCCCUUUCCUAGAACUGGGGGACUGCGGUUCUCAGAUCGAAUAUUCCCAGCACAGCAACUGAGUAAAAACCCAAGCCGAGUACUUUGUUGUGCAUCGUUAUGUCCCAAGGAAAAAGAGAACAGAGUUAAGAAAAGAUCCAAACGACUCAGGCCUCCCAGCUUCGGUGGCAGGAGCCUGAGCUGGAACUAACACCUUCCAUCUCUGUGUGAAAAUCACAGACCAAACCCGACUCGGACAAGCAGGGGCAGCCGCAAGCCUGGGGGUCUGGGGUCUCCUGCAGGAGGAAGGCUCUUCCGCUUGGCCUGGCCCAGCCUGGAGCCCAGAUGGCGACACAGGGCACUCAGGGUGGGGGGUGGUGACCAGAGCUCAGAAGUCAGGUGUUGGGACGCUCGAUGAUGAUGAAGUCCUUUGUCCCGUUUCCUGCACCCGUCGCUCUUAGUGGGAGUCCAUUGCCUUCGCUGUGCC